This is a messenger RNA of Debaryomyces fabryi, 1296 nucleotides long. RefSeq names its product aspartate transaminase (gene AAT1). Gene Ontology annotation, cellular component: mitochondrion. Gene Ontology annotation, molecular function: L-aspartate:2-oxoglutarate transaminase activity; pyridoxal phosphate binding. The record is from RefSeq and is a predicted model, not a curated record. Bases 1 to 1296 code for a protein of 431 amino acids. NCBI's taxonomy places the organism in Eukaryota, Fungi, Ascomycota, Pichiomycetes, Serinales, Debaryomycetaceae. Gene Ontology annotation, biological process: L-aspartate catabolic process; biosynthetic process. The transcript has a single exon.
AUGUUAUCAAGGGUUCAAUUAAAGCGCAUACCAAAUUGCAGACAGUUUUCUGUGGUUAGUAGAGUUUGCAAAUGGAACGACAUCCCAUUAGCACCACCGGAUAAAAUUUUGGGAAUCAGCGAAGCAUUCGUCAAAGAUACCAACGCUAAAAAGGUCAAUUUGGGAGUUGGUGCUUACAGAGACAACUCGGGUAAACCAAUUGUGUUCGAUUCAGUCAAGAGUGCCGAGGCCAAGUUAUUAGAAACCGAAACCGAAAAGGAAUACACUGGAAUCAUUGGUAAUAAGAACUUCCAGAAAGUGGUCAGAAACUUUAUUUUCAACAACAGCGGCAAGGAUGCUAAUGGGGCUAAAUUGAUUGAUGCAAACAGAAUUGUCACCAGUCAAACUAUUUCUGGUACUGGUUCUUUAAGGGUUAUCGCUGAUUUCUUGAACAGAUUUAACUCUGCCAAGAAGAUUUACGUACCAAAGCCAACAUGGGCUAACCACAUCGCUGUUUUCACCGAUGCUGGUAUUAGUGCCGAGUAUUACGACUACUACAACAAGGAAAUAAACAACUUGGAUUACGACAAAUUGAAGAAAUCAUUGGCUAACGCCGACGAGGGUUCAGUUGUCUUAUUACACGCUUGUUGUCACAACCCUACCGGUAUGGACUUAACAUCCGAACAAUGGGACGAAGUCUUAUCCAUCGUUCAACAAAAGAAAUUAUUCCCAUUGAUCGAUAUGGCUUACCAGGGUUUCGCCUCCGGUAACCCAUACAAAGAUAUUGGAUUAAUCCGUAGAUUGAACGAAUUGGUCGUUAGCGGUGACAUCUCCACCUACGCUUUAUGUCAAUCUUUCGCUAAGAACAUGGGUUUGUACGGUGAAAGAACCGGUUCCAUCUCUAUCGUUACCGAAUCUGCUGAACACACCACCGCCAUUGAAUCCCAAUUGAAGAAGUUAAUCAGACCAAUGUACUCUUCUCCACCAAUCCAUGGUUCCAAGAUUGUCGAAACCAUCUUCGCUGACGAAUCCUUGUACAACGCUUGGUUAAGUGAUUUAGACCAAGUAGUUUCCAGAUUAAACACCGUCAGAACCAAGUUGUACGAAAAAUUGGACAAGUCCAACUACAACUGGGACCACUUAUUGAAGCAAAGAGGUAUGUUCGUUUACACUGGUUUAUCUGCUGAACAAGUUAUUGAAUUGAGAGAAAAAUACUCUGUCUACGCUACUGAAGAUGGUAGAUUCUCCAUUUCUGGUAUUAACGACAACAAUGUUGACUACUUGGCUGAUGCCAUGAACCAAGUUGUUAACAAAUAA